AUGCAGAACAGCGAUGCGACGCGCCCGUCGGGCCAUCGCCGUGCGACCAAGAACUACUUCCAGCUCGAGUCCGACACGAAGCGCCAGAGCAUGAUGCAAGACGCCAACGACCGGUUUGGCAACCGCCUCUCGAUGAUGAACGUCUUGCCGCAGCAGGACCAGGCCGAGUUCCAGGACGAGCGCUCGAUCGACUACUGCUGUGAAGUGCUGCAGAACAAAUUCGGCCUCCAGGACGGGUCGGUCGACAACCAGCGCGAGCACGUGCUCUUGCUGCUGGCCAACUGCGCUGCGCGCGCCGGAACGGGCACGGCCGACACGCAGUAUCACGUGCAGCUGCUGCACACCAAGCUCUUUGGCAACUACAAGGAGUGGUGUGGCUUUGUCGGCGUCAAGCCUGUCGCGUACGCCGAGCGCCUCUCGGGCACGCCGCUCACGUCGCCGCUGCACAUGGAUCUCAUGCUCUACUUUCUCAUUUGGGGCGAGUCGGCCAACUUGCGCCACAUGCCCGAGUGUCUUUGCUACUUGUACCACCAGAUGCUCUCGUCGCUCCUCCAGGACGACCAGCACCAAGAGCGCCGUCCCCAACAGUGGUUCCUCCAGGCCGUUGUCCGUCCGAUCUGGAAGGAGUGCUCGGUCAUGCAGAAGAAGAACUCGCUCGGGCUCCACUACGAGCACACCAAGGUCCGCAACUACGACGACAUCAACGAGUUUUUCUGGAAGAAGGGCUGCCUCAAAAUUGCGAUCGACCAAGUUGCGCAGACGAUCCACAAGACGCACGGCAAGACCUUUUUCGAGCACCGGUCCAUCUUUACGCUCAUCCUCAACUACUACCGCAUCUUCCACUUCAACAUCAUGUUCCUCAUCGGGCUCGCGGUCAUCAACUACGUGGUCACGAUCUCGCCGAACGGUGGCAAGUCGGGUUUCGACCAGUUUAGCACCAUGGGCAAGGUCGUCUCGCCGUACUCGACGCGCGAAGUCAAGAAGGCGGGCGUCGUCUUCAUUGGAUCGCACGCGAUCCUGAACGCGUUCAAGUGCUUCCUCGAAGUCGGCCAUGGCUGGAACCUCCUCGUGGACCGCCGGUCGACGUCGGCGACGUCGUCCAAGUCGAUGACGUACGGUCUUGCGCUCACGCUGCGCUUGAUUUGGAACCUCGGCUUUUCGUCGAUCGCGCCGGGCCCGACGCGGACGCUCGGCUCGAAGUUUAUCCGCGAAGGCGACUCGUGCUACACGGGCCGGCACAUGGCGCCGCCGCUCUCGUACCGCCUCAAGUAUGGUCUCUUUUGGAUUGUUCUCUGGGUGGCCAAGACGGCCGUGUCGUACUGGGUGCUUAUCUCGCCGCUCAUGCUCGUGUCGCUCGCGAUCUACGAAAUGAAGCUCACGUACAACUCGCCGAUCUCGUCGUUCCACAACAUGGGCAUCAUUGUCGCGCUCUGGGCGCCGGUCGUCUUCAUCUUCAACUACGACACGCAGAUCUACUUCACGAUCUUGCAGGCGCUCAUUGGCUGGGUCAAGGGCGCGAUCAUGAAGGCGGGCGAGAUCCACGGUAUCGAGAACCUCUCGAAGGCCUUCCGCGUUGCGCCGCAGCUGUUCGACCAGAAGGUGGUGACGGUCCUCGCGCGCUCGACGGACGCGGCCGAGAUGGGCGAUCAGGCCUCGCGUGGCAGCGUCAGCGCGGUCUACCAGUCGCAGAUGAUGCUCCGCUUUGUCGUGGUGUGGAACGAAAUCGUCAACUCGUUCCGCGAAGGCGACUUGGUCGAUGACAAGGAGGCGGCCAUCUUGCAGUACGACAUUCAGAACACGGGCGAAGUCUUUGAGCCUGUCUUCCUCUCAGCUGGCAAGCUCGGCGAGGCCAUGACGUAUGCGAUGAAGCUCGGGAAGGGCGGCCGCGGCGACUCGGAGCUCCGCAUCCAGCUCGUCAAGAACGACUGCCUCUCGGCCGUCAAGUCGUUUUUCAACGCGUCGAUGUAUGUCAUGGAGGCGCUCCUCGGCAACGACGACGUCGAGGUGCUCGAGGCCUUCCGCAUGAUGGAGCAGUGCGCUUGCGACGGCGCGUUUCUCCAGUCGUUUGACGUCGGGUCGCUCUUGCACGUGCGCACGAUGGCGAUCGACUUUUUGGAGGCUGUCCUCGACUUGCCCGACCCCGACACGCCGUCGCCGGUGUUGCCGGACACGGCUGUGCACCCUAUGGGCAUCAUCCGCAACUUCGUGGCCAAGACGGAGAACCUCUUCAACGCGCUGCGCCAGUUUUGCCGCAACCAAGCGAUUGGCGGCAAGUUUGCCAACGUCAACUUUGUGCAGCCGGCCAACUCGUACGUGUACGCGUCGCGUGGGCUCGUGAACCUCUUCCACAGCGACACGGCCAUGGGUGCGGCGACGCGCGCGUACCUCCUCAUGUCGCUCGACAAGCCGGACGCGAUGCCCAAGUGCGCCGAGGCCCAGCGCCGCCUCGGUUUCUUUAUGAAGUCGCUCUUGAUGGACAUUCCGCAGCUGCGCGCGAUCCGUGACAUGCGCUCGUUCUCGGUCGUGACGCCGUUUUACAGCGAGGGUGUCAUUUACUCGCUCGACGAGCUCAACAACCCGCUCGAGAACCACCCGAUCUUCAACAAGGGCGAGGAAGUCAAGAAGAACAUUUCGAUCCUCAAGUACCUCAUUACGAUCCACCCGGAAGAGUGGGAGAACUUUUUGGAGCGCAUUGACGUGUCGUCGGUCGAGGCCGCGAUCAAGCAGUUUCCGAUGGAGAUUCGUCUCUGGGCGUCGUACCGCGGCCAAACGCUCUCGCGCACGGUGCAGGGCAUGAUGCUCUACGAAGACGCGAUCAAGAUUCUGCACUGGCUCGAGAUUGGGUCGAGCGCGCACCGCACGCCCGAGCAAAAGCAGCAGCAGCUCGAAGACAUGGUCCGCCUCAAGUUUUCGUACAUUUGCGGCUGCCAAGUCUACGGCAAGCACCGCGCCGAGAACAUGCAGCAGGCCAACGAUAUUGACUUUUUGCUGCAGACGUACCCCAACUUGCGCGUCGCGUACGUCGACACGAUUCCAACGAGCAACGGCAACCGCUUUGACACGGUGCUCAUCAAGGCCGAGCAGGACGAGAUUGUUGAAGUGUACCGCUACGAGCUGCCCGGUGACCCGAUCCUCGGCGAAGGCAAGCCCGAGAACCAGAACAACGCGCUGCAGUUUACGCGCGGCGAGUUCCUCCAGACGAUCGACAUGAACCAGCAGCACUACUUUGAAGAGUGCCUCAAGAUGCCGCAGCUGCUCGUGACGGCCGACAUGCACCCGUCCAAGAAGCCGGUCAGCAUCAUCGGUAUGCGCGAGCACAUCUUUACGGGCAACGCGUCGUCGCUCUCCAAGUUCAAGUCGUGGCAGGAGCUCGUGUUUGUGACGCUCAGCCAGCGCGUGCUCGCCGACCCGCUCUACGUGCGCAUGCACUAUGGCCAUCCCGAUAUCUUCGACAAGGUCAUGUGCCUCACGCGCGGCGGUGUCUCGAAGGCGUCCAAGGGUAUCAACUUGUCGGAAGAUGUCUUUGCCGGUUUCAACACGACGCUGCGCGGCGGUGUCGUCACGCACGUCGAGUUCAUGCAGUGCGGCAAGGGUCGUGAUGUGGCCAUGUCGCAAAUUUCGAUGUUCGAGGGCAAGCUUGCCAACGGGGCCGGCGAGACGUCUCUGGCGCGCGAGGCGUACCGCAUGGGCGCCUUCAUGGACUUCUUCCGGCUCAACUCGAUGUACUACUCGCACACGGGCUUCUACUUUGCGACGUGGAUGACGAUCGUGACGUCGUUUGUGUACAUUUACUCGAAGGUCUACCUCGCGCUCUCGGGCGUGCAGGAGCAGAUUGUCGAGAAGAUGAACUCUACGUUUAUCAUCCGCAACAACUCGAUCUACGGCUUUGACGACCGCGCGUACUACGAUCUCGCCAACGUCAUGAACACGCAGUACUUCAUCCAGGCCGGUCUCUUCCUCACGCUGCCGCUCAUUUGCGUCUACUUUUCCGAAAUGGGUCUCUGGCGCGGCUUCCUCAAGUUUGUCAACAUGGUGCUUACGGGUGGUCCGGCGUUUUUCGUCUUUCAAGUCGGCACGACUAUGCACUACUUUGACUACAACAUUAUCCACGGCAACGCCAAGUACCAAGCGACGGGUCGUGGCUUCAAGAUUACGCGCGAGACGUUUGUGCUGCUCUACAAAGCGUACGCCAACUCGCACUACCGCAAGGCGUGGGAGCUCGUCGGCCUCUGUUUUGUGUACUGGGCGUAUGGCGAGUUUACGCUCGGCAACCGCGACCAAGUGGCCGGCGAUCCGACCAACAUGUUUGCCAACAAGUACAAGGACACGUCCCAAGCGUACGGCACGCAGACGUUUGCGAUCUGGUCGAUUUCGGUGCUCUGGCUGCUCUCGCCCUUCAUCUUCAACGCCGACGGUCUCGACUACGAAAAGUCCAAGGCCGACAUCACCGCGUGGUGCAAGUGGAUGUUUAUGCAAGAGUCGGACACGGACAUUGACAAGGUGCACACGGGCGGCUGGAUCAGCUGGUGGAAGGGCGACCAGCAGCAGAUGCACGGGUCGGCCAUGAUUGCGCGCUUUACAGUCGUCAUUCGCGAGUCGCGCCACUUCUUGCUCAUGUGGUACGUCAUUACGCUCAAGCACGAACCCGCCAAGAUUGCGCUCGUGCUCGCGGCCGUCGGCGCGUCGCUCGUCCUCCUCGGUGUCGCCCACGGUGUCGGCAUGGGCAUGCGCGGUGCGUCGCCCGUGGCGCGCGCGGCCGUCUACUUCUUCCUCGUCGUCGCGCUCUCGACGGCGUACCUGGUGGUUGCGUCGACGGUGCUCUUUGCCAAGGACAAGGACGGCAACGCGGACCCGGAGGCGUGGGAGAAGAGUCUGAGCAUCUUCUUUGGGUACAUUGCGGGCCUGUACGGCAUCAACGAGAUGUUCCGCGUCUUCAACUUCCAGGCCGGCGGCGUUGCGGGGAUUGUCGUCUUUCAGCAGCUCGCGUUCCUCUUCGACUUUGUCUUCGGCGCGUGCCUCCUCAUCCCGCUCAUGAUUCUGAGUUGCAUCCCGUUCAUGAACGCGAUCCAGACGCGUAUGAUGUACAACGAAGGCUUCUCGAAAGUGCUCUCGGCGUCGUCGCAGCACGCGUUCUCGCUGGCGGCGGCCAUUGGUGGCGCGACGGGCUUUUCGUCGGGCUGGCUCUUGUACCUCCUCACGACGCUCGACAUGUCGCCGGGCUACAUUAGCUACCUCUCGACGUACAAGAUUGCGGUCAGCACGGGCUCGGGCUCGACGACCUACAUGGUGAUUGCCGCCAUGGUGGGCGGUUCGGUGCUCGCGGGUGCGUUUGGCUUUUUCCUUGGUCGCCGCAUGACGCUUGUGAUUGCGGGUCUCCUCUCGGGCUGCGGCUGCUUGGCGCUGAGCAUCAUUCCGUCGGUCACGUCGAGCUCGGCCAAGCUCAUGCUCAUGCUCGGUGUCGUGCUCAUGGGCGUCGCGCUCGGCAUCCUCCUCCCGACGGUCACGUGCUACAUUUACGAGAUCUCGACCGCCGACAUGCGUGGCAAGACGAUGCUGCCGCUCGCGUUUACCUUUGUCGUUGGCACGGCGUUCGCGUCGUGGUACUCUGCGGGCGAGAUUGGCUGGGUCUGGCAGGCGUUUUGGUGCGCGGUCAUCCUCGCGAUCAUGACGCCGAUGAUGAACAUGUUUCCCGAGUCGCCGCAGUGGGUUCUUGAGCGCAAGGGCGUCGAAGAGUGCGAAGCCGCUCUCGGCAUUUUGCGUCAAAAGCCCGACAACGCGGACGAGCUCCGCGAGAUGCGCGAAGAGAAGAAGGAGGCGGCGGAAGCGGCGGCGGGAGGCGGCAUGUACAAGUUUGUGGUCGCGUUGUUGCUGACGAUCAUCUUGUCGCUCUCGACCAACUCGCUCAACAUUUUCGUGGGCAAGACGUUCAACGGCUUUGCGGACAACAACCACAUGUUCACCAACUGUGUCGUCAUUGAAGCGUUUGGUGUGCUCAUCAGCUUCUUCCUCAUUGAGAAGACGCCGCACAAGAACUUGCUCUCGUUUACGCUGCUCGCGGUGGCGCUCUUUGCCGGCUUUCUCGGCGCCGACGACAAGUUUGUCAUCAUCAAGCUGGAGAAUGGCAACCGCAAGCUCAUCUUGAGCCUCGUCAUGUCGUUCCUCUACUUUUUCAAGGGUCUCGGCCUUACGUCGGUGCUCUGGGUCAACAUUGCGGGUCUCUUCCACACAAGCGGCCGGUUCCUCGCGGUGCCCUUUCUGUACAUUGUGUUCUUCGGCCUCAACGCGGCGUCGCUCCAGCUGCGCCUCAACAAGCAGACCGAGACGGCGUACCUCUGGCUCUUUGCGCUGGCGGGCUGCUGCCUCCUCGCCGUCUUCUUUGUCAUUGUCGCGGGCUCGCGCGCGUCGAGCGGCCUCAUGUGCACCCGCGACGAGAUGCGCAAGGACAAGAAGCGCACGGAGCGCCGCCGCAGCUCGCGCCACUCGCGCACGCCCGGUAGCUUUGGCCGCGGCCGUCACUCGCGGUCACGCUCCAAGUCGAACGCCAACAGCUACCACCUCGUGCACUCGCCCGCGAACGGCGGCCAGCACGUUUAA
Molecule: messenger RNA, 6594 nt
Organism: Saprolegnia parasitica CBS 223.65
Lineage: Eukaryota; Oomycota; Saprolegniomycetes; Saprolegniales; Saprolegniaceae
Exons: 2
Coding region: 1-6594 (2197 amino acids)
Biological process (GO): (1->3)-beta-D-glucan biosynthetic process; transmembrane transport
Cellular component (GO): plasma membrane; 1,3-beta-D-glucan synthase complex
Molecular function (GO): 1,3-beta-D-glucan synthase activity; transmembrane transporter activity
Source: RefSeq, a predicted model, not a curated record